AUGUAUUUAAAUCAAAAUUUUGAUAAAUGGAUCAUAAAAGGAAGACAAGAAAUCAUCAGCCGUAAAAGCUUAGGGAACCAUAAAAAUGCUGACUCGCUUCAAAAGUCUCCUUUUAGACAUAAUGAAAAAUAUGCAGAUAACGACUCAAUUGGUGAAAUGGAUAUUAGCUCAAUUUCUGUCGGAGUUGAAUAUAUACAGAUUAAAAAAGUUUUAUAUUUUUAAUUAAUUAUAAAUUUCCUUUUAUUUUAAAAAUUGGUGAUGAAUUGCAUAAUUUUUUUUUAAAUUAUACUGUUAUCGAAUAAAUCUAAAGGCUUCGGUAAUAAAACCCCUGCAAAUUUAUCAAAACUGCACCAAGAAAUCCUACUGAGAAAAUCUGAACAAAAAUUAAGAGACUUAGAAAUGAAAGACAUUUUCCCCUCUGAUUCCAGUAAAGAAUGUGCUGAAACAGAAGAAGUAAAAAGAAAUAUAGCAGAUGAAAUCGGCCAUAAUUUGCCAACAAGCCCUGAAGAAGAAAUAAUGCCAGAGUCAGAAGAGGUUAGAUUUUUAUGCUGUAAAAAAUUCUGCUUAAUCCCCUUAAGCGAUUAAAACCAAAGAAAAAUGCACUUUGUGAAAAUCAAUCCAUUUAGGAAAGAGAGCAAUACAUUUUUAAAAUGAAAAUUUAUUAUAAUUAGUAAUUUUUGCAACAAGAUUUUUAGCUAGCAAUUAAAUUUAUAGUAGUUUGCAUUCUCAAAUAAAUUUCAUAACUAAAAAUCAAAAAAUAUUUUUAUAUAAUUAUAAUGAUUUAAUUUUUUUAUUAAAAAUUAAUCUUUAUUAAGGUGAGUUAGUUUUCUAG
Blepharisma stoltei is the source of this 832-nucleotide messenger RNA. The record is from the annotation of a GenBank genome assembly. NCBI's taxonomy places the organism in Eukaryota, Ciliophora, Heterotrichea, Heterotrichida, Blepharismidae.